UGACAGCUGGCAGAAAGAGGUUAUGUUGGCAAUACAAAAGGCCACUUGUUUUUUUACAUUAAAUAGUUAUAAUCGUUGUAUUGUUUAAAGUAAACGAUUUUACACUGCCGGAUUUGUAAGUGAAUAAUCCAAUUAAAUUGAAACCGAAGAGUAACACGAAUGUUAUAAUAUGGAAUUGCCAACAAAAAAGAAAUGCUCAGAACCGGCGCCGGAACUGACUGAAGCUGUAGAUAAAGAUAAAGUGUUUUUAAUAUAUAAAGGUCAAUCUUUUGAAGAGAGCAGGAGCAGGCUCUCUAAAUAUUCUCUGUUUUUUAACAACCUUUUUACGGGAGACUAUUCUGAUAGCACAAGCGAGAACCUCGAGAUUAAACACCAGGAAGCGAAUCUAGACACUUUCAAGGUUUUCCUGACUUGUCUAAAUUCUGAACAACCAUUUGCAGUUGGAUUCGUCGUUAAUGACUCUUUAAAGAAGUAUGAAGGUGAUAAUUUCGAAGAACUGCAACAACUAUUUCGGCUAGCUCUUUAUUUCCUAGCCGACGAUCUGCUCAGUUGUUUAUCAUAUAUUAUUGUAACCAAUUGGUUCAAUCCAAUGCAUAUCCUGGAUAUAUGGUUGAUGGCUGAAGGUUUGGCUUGUGAGGAUUUGCAAAAAGCAGCCUUUGCUAUGUGCUUGGACAUCUUUGAAAGCAUACCAAAAGACUUACUCUUUGCCUUGCCAAUGAUUAAUUUUCAAAUGAUCAUCACAAAUCCGAAUUUAAGAUCUUCGGAAGCUCAUCUCAAGGAGAUUGUCAACGAAUGGGCUCAAAAGAAUAACUUAACAGAAGUGACACAAGAGGAUAUGAUUUCGAAGUUCAAGAAUGCUGAAAUCAACAAUAAGGCCAGAUAUUUGCAAUGUGUUACUGGUUUUGUAACAAUUCCUGAAUCUGGAGAGGAAACGAUUGUGUUUGUUUGGGACGGUACUAUCAAUAAAUUAGAGGUAUUAUCGAAAAUCUCAGAUGGAAUUAAGGCUUUUGCACUUGCUGGUUCACAGAUUUUGGGUAGAGGCUACAGUGUUUACGUUGUCGGCGGCGAAAAAUCUAUUGGUAAAGGCUCCUUCAGUAAGGUUGUUACGCGUUAUUGUCUUCUUACAAAAACGUGGUACAAAGUAGCAAGUUUACCUGUGCCGAGAAGACACAUGGUAGCUGCAUUUUUGGACAACAAAUUGGUAUUAGUCGGUGGUGUAGGACUGCAUCGUAUAAAACUCAGCUCAGUUCAAGUGUUAGAUAUUUAUACAGGUAUCUGGACGAAUGGUCCAGACGUUCCUCAGGAAUUUACUGAAAAUCCGCCUACUUGUGUAAUUGGAGAUCAGCUUCUAGUUGCAAUGUCCGGUAUCUACAGUUACAAAUUAGAAAGCAACAAGUGGGACAUUUUUUGGCAGGAUAAAAACACGAUUAUUAAUAAUAUGGUGUGCUGCAAUAAAAAAUUAUACGUGACUGUUAGAAAACCUCUUGAAUCAAUGGCUGUUCAAAUUUAUUUAAUGGAACAAAAUGAGAGUUCGAGGGGACUCGUACUAUUAUCUUCAGUAAUUGUAGGCUCAGUUUACAAUUUUUUAUCAAUUGAUAAUCGCCUUGUUUGGUUCUUCAUGAGUAGUUGUGACAAGUUAGACGUUGAAGUUGACGAAAUUGAAAGCACUUCUUACAAUCAAUUGCAGCGGAAGUCAGUUCAGAUAAAAGAGAAAAUGCGUUUGAAGUCCCAUAUAGGAUGUUUUAAUGUUCUGAAUCCGAAAGAUUUAAUGCCACAGCUGGAUGCAGUGUGCAGUAUCUAGAUUGAUAAACAGGAGAACUCAUCUCAGAGAGUGGCGACUUGGCCGGGAAACCGAGAAAGGCCGAAAACUUUAUUGGCCUUGAAGAACGGAGAAAUGACCAGGAAUUUAAUUUCAAAAACCGGAAAUUUACUUCUGAUCACAGUUAAAUUUAAGUUUUCAUUAUUUAAUUGAUUUUGAUGAAUUUCGAAGUGAUUUAUGCUUUAUCGACAGUCGCAGA
Molecule: messenger RNA, 2018 nt
Organism: Belonocnema kinseyi
Lineage: Eukaryota; Metazoa; Arthropoda; Insecta; Hymenoptera; Cynipidae
Exons: 9
Coding region: 170-1801 (543 amino acids)
Molecular function (GO): protein binding
Source: RefSeq, a predicted model, not a curated record